This is a messenger RNA of Schizophyllum commune H4-8, 1477 nucleotides long. Its product is annotated as RNA-binding domain-containing protein. Lineage: Eukaryota; Fungi; Basidiomycota; Agaricomycetes; Agaricales; Schizophyllaceae. The transcript has 4 exons. Gene Ontology annotation, cellular component: cytosol. Gene Ontology annotation, molecular function: mRNA binding. Bases 80 to 1123 code for a protein of 347 amino acids. The record is from RefSeq and is a predicted model, not a curated record.
AACUCUCUUUUCACGAUAGUCCAGUCAGAGUUCAGCACAGUUCAUCCGUCCAUCCACCUCAACCGCUCAUCCUAACAUCAUGUCUGACGCCCCCGCCGCCCCGGUCACCGAAAACGGCGCGCCUCCUGUUACCGAGGAAAACAAGGCCCCGGAGACCCCGAACUUCAAGGUCUUCGUUGGCAACCUCGCGUAUUCAAUCACGGAUGAGGGGCUGAAGACGUUCUUUGCGCCGUUUCAGAGCGACAUCCUGUCCGUGCAGGUUAUCCAGCGCGGCUCGCGCUCUGCCGGCUACGGGUUCGUCGCUUUUGGCACUCAAGAAACGGCGCAAAAAGCCGUCGAGGCUCUUAACAAGAAAGACCUCGAGGGCCGCGAAGUAAUUGUCGAGCUGGCCAAGCCCGCGGAGGAGAAGGAGAAGGAGAAGAAGGAGCGCAAGGCCAAGAGGCGAACCGGCAGGCGUGGCAGCAAGGCUGUCCCCGGGGAGGUCUCGGAGGCCGAGGCCAACGGCGAGAAAGCUGAGGGCGAGCCUGCUGCCGAGGGCGAUGCUUCCAAGCCCAAGAAGAAGAAGAAGAAGGCCAAGAAGGCUAAGGCCGCGAACGGCGAGGCCGCCGAGGGCGCUCCUGCUGGCGAGGCUGCUGCGUCUGGCGACGCGGCGGCCCCCAAGAAGGAGAAGGCCAAGAAGAAGAAGGCGCCACGCCCUCCUCGCCCCGCGGGCGAGGACCCCGUCGGCGAGCCGUCCAAGACCAUGCUCUUCGUCGCGAACCUCGGCUUCAACGUCGACGACGCCGGCCUCUCUGCCCUCUUCACCGAAGCUGGCAUCAAGGUCGUCAGCGCGCGCAUCGUCCGCCGCCGGUGGGGCAAGCCCCGCAAGAGCAAGGGCUACGGCUUUGUCGACGUCGGCAGCGAGGAGGAGCAGAAGAAGGCGAUCGAGACCCUCCAAGGCAAGGAAGUCGGUGGCCGCGCCAUCGCUAUCAAGGUCGCCGUCAACAGCCCCCAGUCCGACUCGGAGGGCGAGGGCAAGGCCGAGGGUGCCACCAAGGCCGAAGACGCUCCCGCUCAGGCUGCCCCUGCUCCUGCCGCCGCCGCCCCGGCCCCCGCUGCUGAGGCCGCUCCCGUUGCCGCAUAAAGCGACUCACCUCCCCCCAUCCGCCCCCGUUACUGGUCAUCUCACCCGCUCACCUCCCCACUCCUCGACUGCGUUCAGUUAAGUAUGUAUCGCUUUUGUGGCAGUGAUUCGUGUUUCGUACGUUCGUCUCCCUCACGGUCCAUGGGCCUAUAUAUGCCGGUUCUUAUGCAGAAAUUCCUAACGGUCCAUGGACUCUGUUACACUUCACUGCUCCAGUCCAUAUAGCGGUCUGAAGCCGUCCCCUUUAGUUCGUUAAUUACUUCGUGUCGAUGACCAUAACGACACCCUGAUGAUGCUAAUGUAUGCUGCUAUUCUCACUCUUUACUGGAAUAAAUUGGUCUGGAGUACAAGGAA